Messenger RNA from Mucor mucedo, 561 nucleotides. RefSeq lists its product as uncharacterized. Bases 1 to 561 code for a protein of 186 amino acids. Lineage: Eukaryota; Fungi; Mucoromycota; Mucoromycetes; Mucorales; Mucoraceae. The transcript has 6 exons. The record is from RefSeq and is a predicted model, not a curated record.
AUGAAUUUUCGUCCCAUGAGUGUCAUUUUAAAAAGAAUCAACAAACCUGAUCCAUUGUCCAGCAUUUUUGGUUUUGUUAUUCUGCACAACAAAAGAUCACUUACAUUGAUUGACAAACUGGAGCAUGCAUAUAUAGAACAGAAUGUAGCUUUAAUUAAAGAAAUACGCCCUUUUUUCAAGGUAUGCAAGAUCAGCAAAGAAGUCUACAUACGUGUUUAUGUUAAUACAGAUGUGCUUUAUUUAAAAGUAUUGACUGAUUUACAUGUGAAAGAAUGGUGCAAAACUGAAUUCGGUUCAAACAGGCAAUUCGAAAUAACCGAAUCCGACCACAACCAGCGUCAUAGGAAGUAUGGUGAUGUUCUUGACGUUCUGAAGACCUCAAACAAUAUGAAAAUUGCUAUCGUGGAAGUGACAAGGUUCUGUUGUUUACAACCUGUACCGAAAUUUGAAUUACCAGAUGUAAGAUCACAGCAAAUUAUGGGGUUCCACCGGACUAAAGCUCUUCGAAAACAAAGUAAUCAGGAACCAGGUCAUCUUGUCAGAGUUGUUUAUGAACGCUAA